This is a messenger RNA of Ambispora leptoticha, 1337 nucleotides long. The record is from the annotation of a GenBank genome assembly. NCBI's taxonomy places the organism in Eukaryota, Fungi, Glomeromycota, Glomeromycetes, Archaeosporales, Ambisporaceae.
GUGUCGGAUUCUUUACGGAUGCUUAUGAUUUAUUCGCCAUUACUUUGGUAGCAGAGAUGUUGGGAUAUGUAUAUAUAUAUGAUGGAAUUCUCCCGGUUAAUAUAGAACUUUGGUUAAAGGUUUCCGCGGCAGUUGGUACAUUGGUUGGACAAAUUGUUUUUGGAAUUCUUGCAGAUCGUAUCGGACGAAAGAGGAUGUAUGGCGUUGAAUUAUGGAUAAUAAUAGUUGCUACUAUUUUCACGACUUUAAGUGGUUCAGGUCCAUAUUUGAAUGUGUUCGGGUUAAUUAUCUUUUGGCGAGUUAUACUUGGUCUUGGUGUGGGAGGUGAUUACCCGUUAUCUGCUAUCAUCACUAGCGAAUUCGCAACCAAAGAAAGACGAGGGUCAAUGAUGGCAGCCGUAUUUGCAAUGCAAGGAUUUGGGAUUUUCGCAUCAAUUCUUGUCGCAGUGAUAACACUCAGCGCGGCAAAAAAUGACCUAUAUGAACACAAAAAUUUUGACGGUGUAGAUUACGUUUGGCGAAUAAUAUUAGGAUUGGAUAGUGUAGAGCUACCACGUAGUUCUUGGGAAGAUUUUAAACAAUAUUUCUCCAAAUGGAAAAAUGCAAAAAUCUUAUUAGGCACUUGUGGCGCGUGGUUUUGUAUCGAUGUGGCGUACUAUGGAAUUGGAUUAAACAACACGAUAUUUUUUCGUAACGCGUUACAAUACAAAAGUUUACCAGGCAUCAUUACUAAUAAACAUGAUGGUAACUUUGAUGCUUGGACUCCGUUGUUUCAUGCCUCGCUUGGGAAUUUAAUUAUUACGCUUUUGGGUACAAUACCUGGAUAUUGGGUUAGCGUGUAUUUCAUUGAUCGAUGGGGUCGAAGACGGAUUCAAUUUAUGGGAUUUGCGGUGUUAACUGUUCUUUUUAUUGUAUUUGGAGCGGCGUUUCAUCAAAUAAAAGAUACUUCGAUUUUCUUGUUUGGUGCAAUGUUUACUCUAACGCAGUUCUUUUUUAAUUUCGGGCCGAAUACAACUACCUUUGUUGUUCCCGGUGAAGUUUUUCCAACGAGAUAUCGGUCGACAUGUUACGGAAUAUCCGCAGCAGUUGGAAAACUUGGCGCAAUUUUUGCCCAAAUCGCCUUUUACAAACUGAAGAAUAUUGGCGGUAAAACGACUACAGAUAACACCGAAUACUCGGCAAAUGCAGCAUUUAUUGAUAAACUCUUGUUGGGCUGUGCCGUGUUCAUGAUAUUCGGAGUUAUUUUCACGUGUUUCAUACCCGAGACGAAAGGAAAGUCGUUGGAGGAGUUGUCGAAUGAAGAUCAAACAAACUUUAUUCGGCAAAUUGAAAAUUAA